Messenger RNA from Staurois parvus, 700 nucleotides. The record is from the annotation of a GenBank genome assembly. Lineage: Eukaryota; Metazoa; Chordata; Amphibia; Anura; Ranidae.
ACAGCCCGAGGACCUCAUGAAUAUGCAGCACUGCAACUUGCUGUGUUUGCCAGAAAAUUACCAGAUGAAGUAUUACUUUUACCAUGGACUAUCCUGGCCACAGCUCUCCUACAUUGCAGAAGAUGAAAACGGAAAAAUUGUUGGUUAUGUCUUGGCAAAAAUGGAAGAAGAUCCAGAUGAUGUUCCACAUGGCCAUAUCACUUCUUUGGCUGUGAAGCGGUCUCACAGACGACUUGGUCUGGCACAAAAAUUGAUGGACCAAGCUUCUAGAGCCAUGAUCGAGAACUUCAAUGCUAAAUAUGUUUCUUUGCACGUGCGGAAAAGCAAUCGAGCAGCACUUCAUUUGUAUUCCAACACCUUGAACUUCCAAAUUAGUGAGGUGGAGCCCAAGUACUAUGCUGAUGGUGAAGAUGCAUAUGCUAUGAAACGAGAUCUCACCCAAAUGGCUGAAGAGUUGCGGAAACAGAUGGAAUUAAAGGACAAGAACCGUCCGCAACCCCUGAGCUCUAUAGAAAACAAAUCUGAUAAUAGGUCUGGUCAGGUUGGGGACUGCUGUCGAGAUGAGAAGUGUGUAGGAAACACAGGAAAACGUGAUGGAUUAGAGGACAGUGGUGACAGCAAGGACGUGAGUGAAGUCAGCGAGGCUACAGAGAGCACGGACGUCAAAGACAGCUCUGAGGCUUCAGACUCUGCUUCUUAA